AUGAAGAAAAUUUUUGGAUUUGAGAGUUGGAAGGGCAAGUCACCCUUUGAAUCCCUAACCAGCCAACAGAAGACCAACACAGGCCUCACUCCUGAGGCUUGUAAUAGUAUCACCUCUUGGAACCGGUGCCACAUCCGAGAUAAAGAUCUCAGAAAGAUCCACAGAGCUGCCAGCGUAGGCGAUGCGCAGGAAAUGGAGGAGAUUCUUUUGAAAAGUUUAAGGCACUUAAAUGAUAGAGACAAAAUGAACAGGACUGCUCUACAUUUGGCCUGUGCCAAUGGCCAUCCGAAAGUGGUAGCUCUUCUAGCAGACAGUAAAUGCCGGCUUAACCUCUGUGACAAUGAAAACAAGACAGCUCUGAUUAAGGCCGUACAAUGCCAAGAGGAGGGAUGUGCAACUAUUCUGCUGGAACAUGGUGCUGAUCCAAAUAUAAUGGACAUCUAUGGCAACACGGCUCUGCACUAUGCUGUCGCUGGCCAGAAUAUGGACAUGGCAGCAAAGCUGCUUUCAUACAAGGCCAAUAUUGAAGCAAGGAACAAGGAUGAACUCACACCACUUUUACUUGCUAUCACUGAAAACAAACAGCAAAUGGUGGAAUUUUUAGUAAAGAAAAAUGCAAAUGUACAUGCAGUCGAUAAGAUGAAAAGCUAUUGCAAACUAAUUUCUGAGUAUGAAGAACAAAGGAGAUGUGAAGAGUCUUCUCAGAAUAGCAAUCCAGUGAAUGAAAGUUCUGAAGGAGACUCUGUAAGCAGAAUUCUCAGAAAACCUGGCCUUGAUGAUUCGUGGCCUGAAUCAGAUAACGAAGACUUUGGUUUUGCUACCAAGAAUGUCAUGAAACCAAGCUUAGCAAAGUUAAGGACUGCUUUUCUGCAAUCCCAGCAAAACAAAAAAAAAUAUGCCAUCGUGAGACCAGAAACUGGGACCUUCUAUGAGGACAAUAAAGCUCACAAUGUAAAUGAACCCAUAGUUGAAACCCUUCCCAAGCCAUCAACUGCUGUCCAGGGCUGGUCUCAUCCUGAUUUGCCAACACCUGAACCUCUUCUCAAACCUUCACUCGUGUCUUCAGCAAUUGUUAGUAUUACAAAGAAAGAAGCUACAAAGCCAGCAGUUGGAAACAAAGAAAAUAGUAUGGAUAUUAAUGACAGCGCUCCACGAGAACAAACAAGUAAGGACAAUUUGACUUAUGUUGAUGGAGCAUGUAAAAAUAAUAUAAGUGUUAAAAUGUCAGCAUUAGGAUUAAGAGAAGAGGAAGACGUAGAAUCACCUUUGGAUCCUGAGAGUUUUUCUGCAAGUUUACCACAGAAGUAUGUUGAUUACUUCUCUGGAGCUGCAGAUCAAAGAGGAAAAAACAUACUGAAUGAACAAGUAGAAGAUUCUCCUGGAAAAUAUCUUCAGUUGAAGCCUAUCGUUGAAGUGAAAGAUCCUGUUCCUAACAAAGCAGUAGAAAUGAAGGCUACACAAACAUCCAGAUCAGCAGAACUAGACUUAGAAAUGACAUCGGAGGAAAAGCAAGAAAAGCUUGAUGGAAGCCAAUAUAACUACCCACAGCUUGAAGAAGAAAGGAAAAGGCACAAAAGUAGUGACAUGGAAGCAACAGAAAACAUAUAUAAUACUGCUGCUGAAGACAGCGAGGGAUUAAUUCGAUACAGAAAGAGUGGAAAAACUGAUAAUGAGCCAUUUCCUAUUAUGGAAAAUGAUCAAUCUGCUAUAUCAGGGUCUUUGUACCUUAUAAAGAAAGUAAAGAAAAAUGAAAAUGAAAAAAGGACAUCAAAAAAAUUUGUUAUUACACCUGUGUUUGAGAAGGCCAAUUCACUAACUGGUGGUCAACUUCAGGUGAAUGAUAACAGCAGUUUAAGUGAAAUAGAUCAGGGUGAAGGAAAGUCUGCAAAGAAAACAUCUAAUGAAGAAAACAAGGUCAAAGAACAAAUUAAUUCCAUGGAUGAACUCGAUGAUUUAACUCAGUCUUCUGAAAUAGUAGCAAGAUAUUGUGAGUUGCCUUACUUUAGUUAUCAAAAAUCUAUGUUUCUAACUGAACGACUUGACAUGAAUUGUAAAGAUUCUCCUAGUUUAUCAAAUAUCCAGGAUGCAGUUACAUCAUAUGAAAGAUUGAAAGAGCUUAGAAACAAUCACUGUGAACUCCAUUCAGAAAAAAUUAAAAAAAUGAACACUCAGAUAACUGGACUACAAAGGGAUCUAUCAGAAACAAAAGAAAUGAAAUCACAGUUAGAGCAUCAAAAACUGCAAUGGGAACGAGAACUCUGCAAUUUGAGAUUUACCUUACGACAAGAAAAGGAAAAAAGAAAAAAUACUGAGAUGUUCUAUAAAAGAAUUAGGGAACAGUUAAGAACAAAAGAAGAGCAAUAUUGUAAAGAAGUUGAAAUAAAACAACAGCUUGAAAUCUCUCUUAGAACACUAGACUUUGAAUUGAAAACUGUAAGAAACCAUUUCAAUCAGGUUGUAGAAGUGCAAAAUACCACUCAGAAGCAACUUUCUCGAGAACAGAAUGCCAGAAUAGCACAAGAUGCAAUCCUGACCAAUCAUCUUUGCAAACAAAAGGAGAUAGAAAUAGCUCUCAAGAAAAUAAAUUCUAAGGUUUCUGAUACUCAUGAAAAAGAAAAAGAUAUGUUGCAUGAAAACUACAUGUUGCAGGAUGCAAUUGCCAUGCUAAGACUGGAAAUAGACACAGUAAAAAAUCAGAAGCAAGAGAUGGAACAAAAGUGUUUGGGGGACAUUAUACUUGUACAAAAAAAGAACAACCGUCUUCAAAAGACCAUAAAAUUGUAUGAGAAAACACUAACAAAAACAAUAUUUCAAUAUAAUGGACAGCUUAAUGUUCUGACAGCUGAGAAGUCAACACUAAACUCUCAACUUGCGAAAGAGAAACAAAACAAAGAAAGACUGGAAACUGAAGUUGAAUCCUACCGUUCUAAACUGGCUAGUGCUAUACAUGAUUAUGAGCAAAGCCAGAUGUCAAAAAAUGACCUAGAACUUACUUUCCAGAGAGGAAGACAUGAAUGGUUUCAUUUUCGGGACAAAAUGAACUUUGAUAUGUCUCACCUGAAAGAUAAAAAUGAGAUUCUUACUCAACAACUUUCUAAAGCUGAAAGUAAAUUGAAUAGGCUAGAAACUGAGCUCCAUUACACAAGAGAUACUCUCAGAGAAAGGACUUUGGUUUUAGAACAUAUACAAGCAGACGAAAGCCAAACACAGUGUCGAAAGAAGGAAAUAGAAUACAAGUAUCAACAUGAACAAGGUAAAGCGAACGAACGCACUGGAAAGCAGGAAUCCUUAGAGGAGAGAUUAUCUCAGCUACACAACGAAAAUGUGAUGCUUCAACAGCAAGUAGAUGAUGCUCACGGCAAAGCUGACAAUAAAGAAAAGACAGUAAUUAAUUUCCAAGAACAGUUUCAGGAUAUGAUAAAAAUACUUCAGGCCGAAAGUGAAAAAGAAAGUCAUAUGCUAGAAGAAAAAAAUCAGGAGUUAAUCAAUGAAUUGCAUCAUUUGAAAGAAAGAAUGUAUCAGCAUGAAAAUGAUGAAGAAAGAGAGGUAAUUAUCCAGAAAGAUAAAUAUUUUUCAAAAUUUCUGAAAGAAAAUUCCAAAUUCCACUUUAAAGGCGACUACAGGCAUACCUCAGUGAGGUUCCCGGUGUGGUUUCAGACCCAAGCAAUUAAGCAUGAUCACAAUAAAAGUGGUGAUUUUCCAGCAAAACUGGAAACUGCAUCUUCAAAAUGUUUACGUCUAGGUGAAGAAAAUCAGUUUCUCCAUCAGCGGUUAUUAUCCAUGAAAGAAAUACAAAAGAAAUGUGGAAAACUAGAGAAUGAAAACAAGAAGUUGAAACAAGAAUUAGUAAACCUUAAGAGUCACAUAAAAAAGAAUAUGGUAAAAUACAGUGAAGUUGAACAGUAUAAACAAGAGAUUGAAGAAAGAGCAAGACAGGAAAUAGUCGAAAAAUUAAAAGAAGUUAAUCUCUUUUUACAGGCACAAGCAGCAUCUCAAGAAAACUUACAGCAGUUAAGAGAGAAAAAUAAUGCUUCAAUAAGAAGUCAAAUGGAACUCAGAAUUAAAGAUCUGGAAUCUGAACUCUCCAAAGUAAAAACUUCUCAAGAAGAUUCUAAUAAAAUGCAAUUGGAAACAUAUAAGCAACUCUACCUAGAGGAACUGAAAGUUAGAAUGUCAUUGGAAAGUAAACUAAAUGUGAAAAAUGAAAAGCUAGCAGAGAUCAGUUCCGAACUUCUAGAGAAACAGCAGAGCAGAACUUUACUCUGCACUGAUAUUACAAGGCCAGUCCUGGAGCCACCAGGUGUUGGAAGUCUUAAUCAUAGUCUCAUAAGCCAUAGAAAUCUUGCUCCAAGAGUAAACUUGGUGACUUCUGCCUCAACCCCAUGGACUUCAAAUAAUAGCAUGGACGCUUACUUUACCAAGAUGUGGCAGGAGAUGAAUAAAAUGAUAACUAAAGAAUUCAAAGAAGGUAGAAUGACCCUCUUUAGUAGUACCUGUAAUGUAGGCCUUGUGGUGGAAAAUUCCCUCAGCAUCUGUAUGUCUGAUAAAGUCUUUAUUUCUUCUUCAGAUCUAAAGAACUUUGCUAGAUAUAUGAUUCUUGGCUGGUAA
Messenger RNA from Pteropus alecto (black flying fox), 4608 nucleotides. Its product is annotated as ankyrin repeat domain-containing protein 26-like. The record is from RefSeq and is a predicted model, not a curated record. The transcript is spliced from 30 exons. Lineage: Eukaryota; Metazoa; Chordata; Mammalia; Chiroptera; Pteropodidae. Bases 1 to 4608 code for a protein of 1535 amino acids. Gene Ontology annotation, molecular function: protein binding.